Molecule: messenger RNA, 699 nt
Organism: Saccharomyces mikatae IFO 1815
Lineage: Eukaryota; Fungi; Ascomycota; Saccharomycetes; Saccharomycetales; Saccharomycetaceae
Gene: DAS2
Product: putative uridine kinase DAS2
Exons: 1
Coding region: 1-699 (232 amino acids)
Cellular component (GO): cytoplasm
Molecular function (GO): ATP binding; kinase activity
Source: RefSeq, a predicted model, not a curated record
AUGGAUAAACGAGCUGUUGAAGAAAAAAGAAUUGUAAUUUCUAUCGGAGGAGGACAUGCUACGGGCGUUGAAGCAAUUGCACUGUACCUACAAAAUACAUUUAAAAGUAUAUAUAACUUUAUCAAUAUAAGAGUAAUAAGCCUAGACAAUAUGACAGAAGAUGGGAUCAAGAACUACAACAAUAAUGACUAUGAUUUUGACAGCAUUCUCGAUCUAAUAUAUGAAAAGCAUGCCGUGACUUCGCAGAAUGACAUGAUUCAACAUGAUUACGAAGACCCAAUAGAUUUGAUAAUAGUAUGUGGCUGCUAUGCUCUAUACGAUAAACGAAUCAACGAUAUUUCUCAAUUAAAAGUAUACUUGGAUAGCGAUGCCGAUAAAAGGUUAAUUAGCUUAAUCAAAAAGAAAAAUGUAAAAAGUAAUGAACAGCUAGCCCAGUUGAUCACUGAAUACAUGGACUAUUUGCGCCCGGAAAUGCAACAAUAUAUAGAACCCACCAGAGCUUUUGCAGAUUUGAUUAUCCCUUCCACGAAUGAAAACCUGGGGCGUGCCAUGCUUGUGGAUGGUAUAGUCAAAACGAUCGAAGAGACUAAAAACCAAAUAGAUGGUAAUAAUUCGAACAAUAAAAUACGCCCGCGUUUAUGGGAUUUUGAAGCUGAGAUAAUGGACUUGGAGAAGGAUAGAUAUUACGAUCUCUCGUGA